This is a messenger RNA of Purpureocillium lilacinum, 1524 nucleotides long. Lineage: Eukaryota; Fungi; Ascomycota; Sordariomycetes; Hypocreales; Ophiocordycipitaceae. The record is from RefSeq and is a predicted model, not a curated record.
AUGGCGCAUGCAACUGCCGGCGCGGACGCCGACCUGCACAAACGGAAACGCGACUUUGACGACAGCGGCCUGCAGCACGGCCACUACCCGACUGGCCAUCAUCAACAAGGCGCCGCCGGAUACAUCAACUACUUGCCCAAGCCCAACGCCGAGCGACUGCCGCUCGUGCAAGGCGAUGCGGAUACCUUUGGCGACAUCAUCGGGUUGAUCGGGGACCUCGCCGCGAACCUGGGCGCCAAGCUGACUGGGCCUCGACUGCUCAAGGGAAUUGAAAGAUUCUUCGACGGGCCCAUCAAGACCAACAAUUCACAGCCAUUCUCCAAUCCCGUCAGCUGGCUCGACGUUGUCUCUUUUGCCAAGGCGAAUCCAAAUGACUUUGUCCUGACAUCGAUGCCCGACGGGUCGCGAUGCUGCCAGUUCAUGUGCAAGGGCGUGCGCACCGAGAUCACCGAAGACGACUGGCGGCUGAUAUCUUCGGGCGCCCUCGACCGAUUCCCGUUGGAGCACCCGUUCGAGGAGGACGAGACGGCGGAGCUGGCCACGCUAGACAUCCUGGAGCAGCGGACGUCGAUGUUGUACAAGAAAGCCGAUGAAGUCGCCGCGCGGGCCCGGAUACUGCACCACAAGCUAGGCCACCGGAAAAACGACCUUAGUCGGCGGAGGAAGACACACGAUGUCGGAAGCACCAGAUUCCAUGCGGCCAACCAUGCGCCGAGGUCUUCGGGGUUCAAUCCCUCCUACGACCUGCAUGCCGAUCUCUUGCAGCAGUUUCUAACACCCGCUUCCUCCAUGGUUCCGUCGAGGUCAACUUCGGGAGCCGGAGUCUCUGUCACCAGCCUCGGCCCCGUGUCGCCAUCUAUAAAUCCCUCUCACCAACACCGAUUGUCAGGGCAGUCUGGCCGCUCCUCCACUGGCAACCCUCCAGAUGCUGCCGCCCAGGCCGCGGCGGACAGUCGGGGGGAGAUGUACAGGUCGCUCAUCACCCAGAGCACCGAUAAACUCGGAAAGGGCGACGUCAUCAACCCGCCAUGCGACCGGUGCCGGCGCUUAAGGCUCCAGUGCAUCAAGCACCUAACAGCCUGCCAGGGGUGCACCAAGAAACACGCCAAGUGCAGCUGGAAGACGGUAACGGACGAGGAGAUUGCCCGUCUGAAAUACGACAUGGGCGUCGAAGUCGAGCAAGAAUGCGAGCAAGAGGGCGGACUACCUGGUCUACGAGAGUCUCGCAUAGCCAGAGCCGGGGACACAACACCGGCGACGCUAAAUACCGAGGGCGUGUCACGACCCGCGAGCAGAGCAGAUACGGAACUAGGCAUUCCGCCCAUGUACAGCCCGGAUCCGAUAUCAAUGAGCAGGCAAGAAGGCGGGCAUCAAGACGCGCGACGGCCGCACUUGUCCCUUGGCCCGCUGGGAACUCCAUCGCCGCGAGAGCAUCCUCGCCUGAGUAACAUUUCGUCGCUCAUAUGCGACCACGACUAUGGGCGGCCACCACAACACGGACCUUCCAACCCGCCAUCCCGUUGA